This is a messenger RNA of Gaeumannomyces tritici R3-111a-1, 1096 nucleotides long. RefSeq lists its product as hypothetical. Bases 1 to 945 code for a protein of 314 amino acids. The record is from RefSeq and is a predicted model, not a curated record. The transcript has 3 exons. Gene Ontology annotation, molecular function: hydrolase activity. NCBI's taxonomy places the organism in Eukaryota, Fungi, Ascomycota, Sordariomycetes, Magnaporthales, Magnaporthaceae.
AUGCAUGUCGUGACCUCACUCCUCCUGGCCGCGCACGCCCUGGGCCGGGCCACCAGCGCCAUGGCCCUCCUGCGCAACACCUCGCCGUCCAGCAGCCUCAUCCCCUUCGACGAUUGGGGCCACCUCUGGGUCGCGCUGCACAACCGCACCGUCGGCCCGCUGCUAGCGCAGAAAUACACCGUCAUCGCGCCCGACAACCGCAGCGCCGGCGAUUCGUCCAUCCCGCCCGACAGCGACUACACAGCGGCAGCCUCAGCCUCAGACCUAUGCGAGGUGCUCGACUUCCUCAACAUCUCGUCCACGUACGUCGUCUCGCACGACAAGGGCGCCGGCUACGCCGCGGCCCUGGCGGCGGCGCACCCGGCCCGCGUCCGGCGGCUCGUGGUGUCCGAGUACCUGCUCCCGGGCUUCGGCUACGAGCAGGCCGCGGUGCCCGGCCCGUUCCUGGACCUGUACGGUAACUGGCAGCUCGCCUUCUUCGGCAUGCCCGACGCUGCCGCCUUCUUCACCCGGGGCCGCGAGCGGGAGCUGCUGUCGUGGUACUUUUACCACUGCAGCUACUCGGGCACGUCGAGCGUGCCGGGCCCCGUGCUGGACGCCUACGCCGACUCCAUCUCCAAGCCGGGCUUCCUGCGCGCCAUGUUCGGCCCCUUCGGCAACGGCGUCGUCGGCGCCGACGCGCGCUUCUUCAACUCAACCCUCGGCCGCGCGCCCUCGGCCGCGCGCCCUCGGCCGUCCCGACCCUGGCACUCGGCGGCGAGUCCUGCCUGGGCCCCGCCGCCAAGUCCAUCUUCUCGCCCGUAUUUUCCGACCUGCAGGCCGACGUCGUGCCCCAUGCGGGCCACUGGAUCGCCGACGAGAAUCCGACUUGGCUCGCCAGGAGAGUGGCAAGAUUCCUCGCCGACGAUCCGUCGCCCCUGUCCCCCAUUGAUCUAUCGGGUUUAGCAGACAGGAUCACAACCAACGUCGGGUACUUUGGAACGUACCGUAAUAUGGCCUUAGCGACGCAGCCUUAAUCCCUAUCGUUUUUAACGCUAUUAUUAUAAUUGAACGUCCAAAAUAAAAUAGCGAAAGUAAAACGAAAGGGCGAUGUGAC